Dictyostelium discoideum AX4 is the source of this 1491-nucleotide messenger RNA. RefSeq lists its product as hypothetical. Gene Ontology annotation, cellular component: nucleus. Bases 1 to 1491 code for a protein of 496 amino acids. Gene Ontology annotation, molecular function: mRNA binding; RNA binding. The transcript is spliced from 2 exons. The record is from RefSeq and is a predicted model, not a curated record. NCBI's taxonomy places the organism in Eukaryota, Evosea, Eumycetozoa, Dictyosteliales, Dictyosteliaceae.
AUGUCAUCAUCAACUAUAAUUACACCAAUCGCCACCACCACAACUAAUAAUAAUAGUUCUACCAAUGGUAUCCAUAAUUCAAAAACCAAUAGAACACUAUUUAAAAAUAUUAAAAAUAAUAUACCAAAUUCACCAAAUAAUGCACCAAUAAAGAAAAACUCUGUUGGUAUUAUUGGUAAUGGACCAAAUGUAAAUAAUAAUAAUAAAGAUAGAAAAUUAAAUAGUAAUGAUGGUGUUAAUUUUGGAAAGAAAAAUAUUUUAUUUACACCUUCUAAAAACUCAAUGGUUUCAACAACAAAACAUUCGUCAUCAUCAUCAUCAUUGUUAGCCAAAAAUGAAUAUGAUAUUGAAUCCAUUAAAAAAGAAUUGAAGAGUAUGGAUAUCUCCACUGGUGGUAUCUCUCCUUUAUCUAGCCCACUUAGAGAAUCAUCUCCAAUUUCUACCAUCGAUUUAGAAUCAAUAACCGCCACCACCACCAAACUUACCGAUGCUUUCGUUGCUGCUUCCUCCUCCUCCUCCUCUGUUAAAUAUACCAUUGAUGUUCUCCUAUCAUUUAAAUCGGCCAAUACCAAAAGACCAAUUCAAAUUGAUAUUGUAGAGAAUCAUCAAAAAGAAAUUGUUGUACCAUUAUCUCUUCCAACUACACCAUAUAAUAAUAAUAAUAAUAAUAAUAAUAAUACUAAUAACAGUUCACAACACAACACUGCAAAUGGUCAAAAAUAUCCAAUUUUCUCACCACAAAUUAGUCCAUUCAAAAUUGCCUAUGCACAAUCGUCAUCUACAAAAACUAAUAUUAAUAAUAAUAAUAAUAAUAAUAACAUCACACCAACUAAAAAAGCAAAUUCAAAUAUCACCACACCACAAUCAAACAAUCGUAACAAUCAUUAUAAUUCCAACACUAAAUCUUCCACAAAGAAACAAAACCCAAUUCCAUUUUCAUUGAAUACUGCAACACCAAAUCAAAAGAAUACUACAACAACACCAUCGAAGAAAUCAACAACAACCACACCAAAAUCAAAUAAAAAGAUUAAUGAUGUUAAUGCCGCUUUUGCUGCCGUUGCAAAUUCUACCACCACUACUGAACAACCAGUUGCCAUUAUCGAUGGUGCCACUCCUUCAACCAAUGAAUCACCAAAGAAAACUCCACUCAAAGAAACUGAUCCAAAGAGAUUGGCCGCUAGACAAAGACAAAUCGAUAUUGGUAAGAUGACAGCUGGUUACAAAAAUUACAUUGCUUUGGUUCCAAAAUCAAAGAGAAAACCAACUGAUCCAAAAACCCCAAAUAAGAAUCAAGUCUGUUCAAAGAGAUCUUGGGAUGGUCAAAUCAAGAAAUGGCGUCGUCAAUUACAUGAAAACUACGAUUGGACUGGUAUUCCAUUCAAUGAGAAAGAAGUUGAAGCCUCAAAUAAUGAAUCAACUGAAGAAUCUACUUUAGAAAAAGAAAUGAACAAAUUAGAAAUUUCAGAAGAAAAUGAAAACCAUAAUAAUUGA